CCUCUUCGUCGAGCACCUCAACUUCGCCUUCACUUUCUAUGUUUUCCUCAUCUUCACACUCCUCUUCUUCCGGAUCGCUGAUUUCGAGUACGUAUGCCUGCUUACAUCGAUGGCCUGGUGAGAACUUCUCUUCGCACUUGAAACAAAGGCCUUUCUCGCAUCGGCGUUUGAUUUCCUCAAGCGAAAGUCGCUUGACUUCUGGCCCCGUUGUCGCUCAGUUCCGCGACUAUCACGCCGAAAAGUUCUCAGGGCAGGGAGAUCCCCGCAUUGUUGAUGAAUGGAUUCAGGGCAUAGGGUUUAUCUUUGAGGUUAUGGACUGCCCCGACAAAUAUCGCGUAAUCUGCGCUCAGCUUCAGCUCACUGGUGAUGCAAGGCUCUGGUGGAAUGCCUACUGGAGCAUGCGUCCCGGUGAAAAGGCGGGUUGUACAUGGGACAUGUUCAAGGAGCUAGUCCGCGACAAGUACUACCCUUUCUACUAUCGGGCAGAGAUGGAGCGUCAGUUCUUAGCGCUUCAGCAGGGCACUCGUACUGUCGAUGAGUACGAGCGAGAGCUCACUAGACUUGCAGCUUUCGUACUGGACCUGGUUCGUACGGAGGCUCAGAGAGCGCAGCGGUUUAUUGACGGGCUUUUUCCAGCAGUCCGUCACAACAUCGUUGGACACGGCACCCAGACCUACGCUCGUGCAGAUAUCUGCUACUACUGCCACGAGCAUGGACACUUUGCGAGUCGCUGUCCGAAGAGACUCCAGCAGCAGCCUCAGCAGCCUCAGCAGCCACCACAGCAGCAGCAACCACGUCAGCAGGCACAGAGGCCGCCUCAGCAGCAGCAGCAGAGGGGCAGACAGCAGGCCCGAGUUUACGCGAUCGAUCAGGCGGAGGCAGCACAACAGCCAGAUACUAUGUCAGGGAUGGUUGUUCUCAAUGAUAUUCAUGUGUUUGCUUUAUUCGAUACUGGAGCGACACAUACUUUCAUUUCACGACGAUGUCUCGAUGCCAUCGGAGUUCACGCCGUUACCGCUGUCGAUCCUCUCGAGGUAAGCUUAGCCCCGGGACGAAAGAUAGUGACCUCAGCUAAAGCCUCAGAUCUUAGCCUUUCCAUCGGUGGCCGAGUAUUGACUGCCGACGCGUUUGUUCUCGAGAUGAGAGACUUCGGUCUUAUUCUCGGAAUGGAUUGGCUAUCCUUCUAUCAUGCAGACAUCAGGUGUCAUGACCGGGAGAUCACUCUCUAUCUUCCGGGAGACGAGUCGAUUACUUUAUUCGGCUUCAGGAAUCGUUCACUGUCUCAUGUUGUUUCGAUGGCGAAAGCCACUAAGUUAUUGCGACGAGGCAACUGCAAGGGUUAUCUGGUUAGCCUUGUCGAUGAUUCUCAGAAAGCGCGAACACCUCAUGAUGUUCCAAUCGUUCGCGAGUUUUUGGACGUGUUCCCAGACGAGCUUCCAGGAGGACCGCCUAAUCGGCAGGUGGAAUUCUCUAUCGAUCUUAUUCCAGGGGCCGGUCCAGUAUCUAAAGCCCCAUAUCGUAUGGCGCCUAAGGAGUUGCAGGAGCUCAAGACUCAGAUUCAGGAGCUGUUACGACUCGGUUUUAUCCGGCCGAGCGUGUCACUGUGGGGAGCACCCGUUCUCUUUGUUAAGAAGAAGGACAGAUCCAUGCGCAUGUGUAUCGACUACCGGGAUCUUAACCGGUUGACGAUCAAGAAUAAGUACCCGCUUCCCAGGAUCGACGACUUAUUUGAUCAGUUGAGGGGAGCCUGUGUGUUUUCAAAGAUUGAUUUACGAUCAGGCUACCACCAGCUGAAGAUUAAGGAGUCAGAUAUCGCUAAGACCGCUUUCAGCACUCGUUACGGCCAUUACGAGUUCGUCGUCAUGCCUUUCGGUCUCAGCAAUGCGCCAGCAGUUUUCAUGGACCUUAUGAACCGUAUUUUCCAUCCCUACCUCGACCAGUUUUUUGUGUUAGUAUUCUUUGAUGACAUUUUGGUGUACUCGAAAACGUGGGCAGAUCAUCUCGAGCACUUGCGCGUUGUUUUGGAGAUUUUGGCGGCUAACUCAUUCUAUAUCAAGUCGUCCAAGUGCUCGUUUGCUCAAGAGGUGGUCGAGUACCUUGGGCACUUUAUUUCUCAUGAUGGUGUUAAGGUAGACCCAAGGAAAAUCGAGGCGAUGGUGGGGUGGCCGAAACCCGUGAGCUUGACGCAAUUACGAGGGUUCCUAGGACUUACGGGCUAUUAUCGCAAAUUCGUGAAGGACUAUGGAACUAUCGCUAAGCCGCUCACGGAGAUGACAAAGAAAGGGAAUUUCAA
Messenger RNA from Striga hermonthica, 2293 nucleotides. NCBI's taxonomy places the organism in Eukaryota, Viridiplantae, Streptophyta, Magnoliopsida, Lamiales, Orobanchaceae. The record is from the annotation of a GenBank genome assembly.